AUGCAUCUCCCCAUCAUCUCGUCGUUAAUUUCCUAUCUCCUUCCAGCCUCAACAUCAUCUCAAAUACCACUAUCAUCUCAUCAGGAGCCCACAUAUAUAACGUUUGCAGCCUCCCACGAACAUGCGCUGAGUUUCCUACCAAACAGUUCAACACCUAUCACCCUCUUCCGGAACGCGUCCAACUCGUUGCUCGAUGGCCUCUUGUCCCUGCGUCUGCGGUCCGUUCCCACUCGCGUCUAUCGUCCUCGAUCACAGCAAGUGUUCCACGAGGGCCGUCGAAAUGGGCGCAUGAGUGGACAGCUGCUAGAUGUGCCCUGGGACGAGGAUGUCGUACCUGGCCCCGAUGUAUCUGAUAGGGAAACCGUCCUCCUCCUGGCGAAGAUGACGAGUAACGCAUACACGUCACCGGAGAAUUCAGACUGGUACCCUCUUGGAGAUAGGUGGAACUACUCCGAGCCUUUCGGCUGGGAACCCGACGCAGACGGCUUCCGGGGACACAUCUUUGUCUCCACCGACAGUCCACCGACGGUCGUUCUCUCCAUCAAAGGUACCUCCGUGCCCGUGGUUGCGCCUGGACCCUCAUCGGGCAAAGACAAGCUGAACGACAACCUGUUAUUCUCGUGCUGUUGCGCACGUGUCUCUCCUACUUGGUCAACGGUGUGCGACUGUUUUUCCGGUGGGUGGAAAUGCGACCUGGGCUGCUUGUCCGAAGCACUCAAGGAGGAGAGCUUGUUUUACACCGUUGGCACGAGCUUGUACAACAACCUUACCUACAUGUACCCGGAUGCGAACAUCUGGGUCACCGGUCACUCUCUGGGGGGAAGCAUAGCCGGCUUGUUGGGGCUCACGUUUGGCGUUCCCGUCGUAUCCUUCGAGGCACCUCCGGAAAAACUCGCCUCGCGUCGUCUGCAUCUCCCGCUCCCACCAAGCGACGACCACCUGGUGCAUAUCUACCACACCGCGGAUCCCUUAGCUGUCGGUACGUGCAACGGUAUCACGAGCGUGUGCAAUGCCGCGGGAUACGCGCUCGAGACGAAAUGCCACAAUGGAAGGACGAUACGGUACAACACCGUGGAAGAGAAGGGAUGGGGGGUGAGCGUGAGGACGCACUCGAUCGUUUAUAUUAUCAACUAUCUGCUGAACGAAGACUGGAACGCGAACGUCUCUGUGCCAGAAGCGAGCAGGGAGUACGAGGAAGGUUGUAUUGACUGCUACAAGUGGGAGUUUGGUGACUGGCUGAAUACCACAGAUGCUGAAUGCUAA
Messenger RNA from Dacryopinax primogenitus, 1263 nucleotides. RefSeq names its product alpha/beta-hydrolase. Bases 1 to 1263 code for a protein of 420 amino acids. The record is from RefSeq and is a predicted model, not a curated record. The transcript has 3 exons. Gene Ontology annotation, molecular function: glycerophospholipase activity. NCBI's taxonomy places the organism in Eukaryota, Fungi, Basidiomycota, Dacrymycetes, Dacrymycetales, Dacrymycetaceae. Gene Ontology annotation, biological process: multivesicular body membrane disassembly; macroautophagy; neutral lipid catabolic process.